This is a messenger RNA of Drosophila takahashii, 1205 nucleotides long. Its product is annotated as glyoxalase domain-containing protein 4. NCBI's taxonomy places the organism in Eukaryota, Metazoa, Arthropoda, Insecta, Diptera, Drosophilidae. The record is from RefSeq and is a predicted model, not a curated record.
CACACCAUCCUGAAUGUACAUAAACAAGGUCGAAAUUCGCUCGUAAAACAUUUUCCCCCAAAACUCGGAGCACGCUGAUCAAAGUCCCAGUAAACAAAACCCCCCAAAGAUGUCGGCCAUUUCGGGACGUGCACUUCACUACGUUUUCAAGAUCGGAGAUCGCGCGAAAAACUCAUUUUUCUUUCGCCAAAUCUUGGGAAUGACGGUGCUGCGGCAUGAGGAGUUCAAGGAGGGAUGCGAUGCCGAGUGCAACGGGCCCUACGACAACCGGUGGAGCAAAACGAUGGUGGGCUAUGGACCCGAAAGUUCGCAUUUCGUCAUCGAACUGACGUAUAACUAUGGAGUGAGCAGCUACGAAAUGGGCAACGACUUUGGCGGCGUGACCAUACAUUCCAAGGACAUUCUUUCCCGGGCCGCCGAGCACUCGUAUCCUGUUACCCAGGUGCCUGGCAAGCCGGGCAGUCUGCUUACCUCGCCCGAUGGCUACAAGUUCUAUGUGAUCGAUCAGCAGUCGGCCAGCUCCGAUCCUGUCCAGUCGGUGGAGCUGCAUGUGAGCAAUCUCCAGAGCUCGAGGAAGUACUGGCACGACUUACUCCAGCUGCAGUUGCUCGAGGAGAGCGAGGGCGGCCUGCGUUUGAGUUACGGCGCCCAGCAGGCUUCGCUGCAGAUCACCCAGAUCGCAGAGGCCAUUAACCGAGCCAAGGCCUAUGGCCGCGUUGCCUUCGCCAUUCCGGCGGCCCAGCAGCCGCCGCUUCAGGAGGCCGUCAAGGCGGCCGGCGGCACCAUUUUGACGCCCCUCAUCACGCUGGACACGCCGGGCAAGGCCACCGUUUCGGUGGUGAUCCUCGGCGAUCCCGAUGGCCAUGAGAUCUGCUUCGUCGACGAGGAGGGCUUCGGCCAGUUGUCGCAGGUGGAGCCCGAUGGCGCCCAGCGGCUGGACAGAUACAUCGAGAAGGAUCCCUUCCAGGCGAAGUGAUGAUCCCAGCGACCCAGCGAUCCCAGCGAGCACUGAUAUUUGUACACACCACCCUGUAUUUUGGAUUCUAUGGUUUUUGGCUGUCUUUGAUGGAGAUAUAUAUUAUUUUACCGCACACUUGAAAUGUUAUAUAUGAUAUUAUACACCUAGGCCCGAGCUUUGCCUGUUGAUCGAGAAAAAGGCCUUGAAGUACUUACAUUUCGUUUACAUAAACUGUCGAUAAACCUUA